Molecule: messenger RNA, 785 nt
Organism: Corticium candelabrum
Lineage: Eukaryota; Metazoa; Porifera; Homoscleromorpha; Homosclerophorida; Plakinidae
Exons: 2
Coding region: 52-519 (155 amino acids)
Molecular function (GO): protein binding
Source: RefSeq, a predicted model, not a curated record
CACUGGACAGGAUUUCAAGAUGAGACCGGAAUAUCUCAUUAUCAGGUAAAGAUGGAAAAUAACAAUGCGUCAGUCAUUGACUGGUUUAGUGUUGGUCACCAUACAAGAGCUAUCAUAUCAGGAAUUGCCCUGCAAAGUGGUCGCCAGUAUAAACUAGCAGUACGAGCGGUGAACUAUGGUGGAUUGACAAGCCACACCGCUGCACUUAACUUUACAGUUGCUAGUGACUAUCCCACGGCCACAAGUGUUUCUGUGGUGGGAAUUUGGACUACUGAUGGACAUCUUAGGCUAGAUUGGGGACACGUGUUCCAGUCCAAUGACUCAUUGAUCUAUGAGUUGACUGUGGGAACACAUGCUGGAUCAGGAAACGUCCUUCAGUGGUUUGAAACAACUGCGACUAAACACGUGAUUGGUGAUAACAGGGUGAGCCGAUUCAUCGACUACCACGUCACAGUUACAGCUAUUAAUGCAGCUGGUCUACACACUACAGUCACCAGCAUCAUUUAUGCACAGCCAUAAACUGUGCUGGUUCAAAAUUCUUAAACUUAGGUUACAGGCUAGGAGUAGAGCAAAAAUGCACAUAUGUAGAAUGAGAUAGCAAAUAUGAUAGCAAAACACCUGCACUUGUUGCACUUUAAUAGUAUUGCCAUAGCAAUUGCAAUUGUAGUUUUCAUGUCAUCAGCUAAUAGCAAGCAGCUGAUGCAACUAUCUAAUAAUUCCAGAGACUCUGUUAGAAAAUAUGUCGAGUCUUAUUGGAUGAUUAAUUAAAUGUUUUACUACAACAA